Messenger RNA from Arabis nemorensis, 1359 nucleotides. Lineage: Eukaryota; Viridiplantae; Streptophyta; Magnoliopsida; Brassicales; Brassicaceae. The record is from the annotation of a GenBank genome assembly.
AUGGCGAGAACUCUGAAGAACCGAUUGGAAUCUCGCUUUUUGAUUCGUUUCCUUCAAUCUCCGACUCUGUUCGCCUCUUGCUUCACGAGUUUUAGAUCUCUUCAAACCCUAGCCUACGAAGAAGUCCGAUCCUCCGGCGAUCGGAAGUGUGAAUCUACAGCUAUCAUUCUUCAUGGCCUCCUCGGCUCUGGCCAUUGGAAGAUGAUACUGGUUGAUUUGAGGAACCAUGGGAGAUCUACGGAAGUGGAAGGGAUUAAUCCGCCUCAUGAUCUUGUGAAUUCGGCUAAGGAUUUAGCUGAUUUGGUUAAAGCAAGUGGCUGGAAUUGGCCUGAUGUGGUAAUUGGUCACUCCUUGGGAGGUAAAGUGGCUUUGCAGUUCAUGGAGAGUUGUGCUCGUGGUGAUUAUGGAGAAUUCGCUUCUCCUCCUAAACAGCUAUGGGUACUAGACUCUGUCCCUGGGGAAGUCAAGGCAGAGAAAAGUGAUGGUGAAGUAGAGAAAGUUCUACAGACUUUGCAGAGUUUACCUUCACCAAUCCCUUCCCGCAAGUGGCUCGUGGAUCACAUGGUCGAACUUGGGUUUUCAAGAUCGUUAUCCGAGUGGAUUGGCAGUAAUCUCAAGAGAUCCGGAGACUCAGAGACAUGGGCCUUUAACCUUGACGGAGCUGUCCAAAUGUUCAACUCUUACAGAGAGACUUCGUACUGGUCCUUGCUAGAGAAUCCGCCGAAAGAGACAGAGAUUUCUUUUGUGAUUGCAGAAAAGAGUGACCGAUGGGACCAAGAUACAACCAAACGGCUUGAAACGAUUGCGAAGCAGAGACAAAAUAUAUCAGAAGGGAAGGUUGCGACUCAUCUUCUUCGUAACUCUGGCCAUUGGGUCCACACAGACAAUCCAAAGGGACUCCUAGAGAUUUCGAAGAAAAAGACGAGAGAGCCAAAGGUAGAGAAUGUAACUCUUGGACCAGCUGUUCGUGAAGGAGAAAACGUUUUUGGAGUUGUUCACAUCUUUGCUUCAUUCAACGACACAUUCAUCCAUGUGACUGAUUUGUCUGGAAGGGAAACACUUGUUCGCAUCACUGGUGGAAUGAAGGUGAAAGCUGACAGAGAUGAGUCCUCACCUUAUGCAGCUAUGCUUGCUGCACAAGAUGUCGCUCAACGAUGCAAGGAACUUGGAAUCACUGCCAUGCAUGUGAAGCUCCGUGCCACUGGUGGUAACAAGACCAAGACCCCUGGUCCUGGUGCUCAGUCUGCACUAAGAGCCCUUGCUCGCUCUGGCAUGAAAAUCGGUCGUAUUGAGGAUGUGACUCCAAUCCCAACCGACAGUACUCGCAGAAAGGGUGGAAGAAGAGGAAGAAGGCUUUGA